Messenger RNA from Tuber melanosporum (Perigord truffle), 5871 nucleotides. RefSeq lists its product as uncharacterized. Lineage: Eukaryota; Fungi; Ascomycota; Pezizomycetes; Pezizales; Tuberaceae. The transcript has 6 exons. The record is from RefSeq and is a predicted model, not a curated record. The coding region runs from base 173 to 5329 and encodes 1718 amino acids.
CCUAACCCUAACCCACCUCUCCCCCGCUCAACGUCACCUCAUCUCAAGUAAUAGAGGAUACUACUACUAACCGUUCAACAACCCCCUUAAUCAAGAAAUAUUCCACGUCGUUCUAAGCGAGCUCCGAGUUUUGCUGUACAUACGUUUAUGCCAGCUUGAGCCGGCUUGUAUCAUGGUGGAGAAGAUUUCCAUACAGAGUCUGCGGAAUAACGCCGUGAGCGUGAGGCUAGAGGAGCGAAAAAAUCUCAUCGUCUCGCGGAAACGAAAGUUACAGGAGGUCUACGCAGCAUGUCGCCACAUCGACAGAACAAAGCCUUUCCCAAAUGCUGAUAUCGUCAAGACAUGGGGGACAAUUGAGCGAUAUGAGGGGGCAAAUAUGGAGGACGGCGAGAAGAGGUUUCUUGAGGAGAAUGACAUCGAGAGAGGUCGUUUUUUCCAAGAAUCCACACUUCCACCACAUUCUUCAUACCUGCCUGAGCCUGGUGGAUUCCAAAGGGCGCUCGCUACUCAAUUAACGCCCCAUCAUGCUGCAAAAACAAUCUCGCGUCAUGCGACACCCUUAUCUACAUCUGUCUUCGAGAAACCUCCACAAGUGCUUGAGCAUCCGACAGUUUCCCGAGAAGCCGAACUAUUAGCUGAGAAGGGGGCGCGACAUAGUUUUGAUGCUCGGGGUGGGAUGGAGGACCAAUCACCCGCAAAAUCUGUUAUCACAAAUGGGAAACGAUCGAGCGAAGCACCAACAGAGGAUGGCUCGGUGGAUUCGGAAGCAACUGAAGAGGAUUUGGGGUCACUCUCUCAUGUCGUUGAACCCUCCGAACGGGUAAAGCCAAGGAAAGCGGCGCCAGUCAUUAAUAUUGGUGGAGUUCCAGUAGUUCAGGAAGCGGUUACAAAGGCUCCGGAUGAUCAUGAACGGUCGCUUGGAGUUCGCCCGCCACCGAUACCCUCGGAACUUGUGAACGCAACGAGGGGCAGCGCUACGCAAACCGCGGCAGUACAAGAUGAGAAGACCGAGGAGCGGGAUGCUCGUGCGGAGGAGGCUAGGUCUACAGAGUCAGCUGCGGUCAAGAGUUUUGGCGAUUCUGCACGCGAAGUACCGGAUUCCUUUGAGUCAUCACAGGUUUCAUCGCCAUCCGAACCCCCGAGUCCUGCUCCUUCAAAAGGCACGGUUCUUGAGCUUCGAGAAGAGCCCCGGUUGCCCGUGACGUCCCCACAAAUUCAACAGACCCCCCCACAACCACCUCUGGUUAUCAUUACCAACAGAGAAAAUCACACCUCACCCGUUCCUCCCUCCAAGCCACUGUCAGGGCAUGCUUCGCAUUCGGAUGUUUACUCGCCUGCAUCCUCAAUCGACGAUGAUAACCGAAGUACUCCCGGCAAUAUCUUGUCUUCUGCAACCAGCCCGGAUGCUAACCACAUGUUAGGCCCAGACCCUCGUUCGGAGGAGAGCAAUGGUCAAGUCAAAGAGGUUGUUGCUGAGUCCGGUCCCUACGGCGUUAUGACUAUGCCUGCCAAGGAGGCAGAGGAGGAAGAGUUGGCCGGGGCAUUUGUGGAGAAGAUUGUGCCUUGUGGCGCACAGUGUGAAAAGCCAUUGCCUUCUGUCGUGGCUGCUAAGGGAUUCGUCGCGGAUGAGGAAGAGACGAAGUCUCAAUUAUCCACUAUUCCACCCCUGGAGUUCACGAAUGGAGGGGAACCUGAUCUUGCUGCAGUCGAAGCUGGAGCAGCGAUUACCAUUUCGAAGGCCGAUGAUCUAUCAGCUAGAACCAAGAAAUCUGCAUCACCGGACCCUUCGGCACAGUUGAGAUUGGAGAAUUCGCUCGCUCGGGAUGAUGUUGCCGACCCUGAUUCAUUGGCUAGCGAGGGACCAAUUUCUUCACAAAAAUUGGCCGGGGUAGGCGAGACACAUGAUGAAGACCUCGAGGAUCGGGUGCAACUUGUGGGCAGUCGCGAGCCCGAACCCAGGGCUGCUGGACCGAUGAGGGAACUUGCGGAGGAUGUGAAGGAAGUUAAGGACGUUUCCGAAACCAUGGAGAUUGAUAUUCCGGAUAGAGUUGGAGAUAUGGGCGCAACGAGCCAUGAUACUGUCAUGUCUGGCGUUGAUCAACCUGUGGCUCACAGGACUACACCGGGGACACAUGCCGGCGAUAUCUCCGUAGGCACCAUUUCUUCCGAGCAGCACAGUUUAGAGGCAUCCACUCUGCAAGAGAUUGAUGAUUCUAAAAUGGAGAUCGAUCACACCGCAAAUGAGCGGCACGAUGAAGCGGAACCGCCGAGUAAAGUACCGACUCCGGACGUGAGUACAUUUGUUGGCGCCACAACAUCACCCGGUAGCCCUGCGAGUUCCAUGUUCGGGCCCGGAAGUGGGGAGGAGGCACCCUCUACCGAUAGAAUGGCAGUGGGCAGAGCCGAGUCUGAUAGUUCCCUGAUUCCAAGCACAUCACCAGUAAAACAACCCUUACGAAGGCCAGAGACGCGCAAAAAGCAGGCCAAGCUGAGCAAGGUAGUCAUCUCUUCAACACAUCAUGCCUUGGCCGCCCUUGAGGAAGAGGCUAAGCGACUACACGAGGAUCAAAUUGCUCAAGGACCGAUUGUUGUUGCUCGGCGUAGGGACCAACAGGCAGCUUCUGCAGCAGCACGACGGAGUGCAGUCUUCCAGCCCGGCAGUAGAAUUGAAGCAAUUACUCGAUACGGUAUCGCAGAGCCACCAUCGGAGGAAAAGAGAAGAGUAAAGAAUGCCGAUAUGUUCGACGUUGUGUAUACUGCCAAGGCCUCAGGAACCCUGAUAUCCGAUCUACUCCAACGAUCAAGCAAGACUCUGACUACAGGUGACCACCAGGUGCAUUACUUCGAGACUCAGGCGGUAAGGAUCGAAAAUCGAAUCAUUGAGCUUCAAGAUCAGGGGCUUUGGAGUUUGCGACAGAUUCCCCGGGUUGUAGAACCGCGAAGGAGGAAAUGCCAUUGGGAUUACCUUCUUGAAGAGGCGAAGUGGCUUCGAGAUGAUUUUAAAGGGGAGAGGAAAUGGAAGAUUGCUAUGGCAAGGCAUUAUGCAAAAGAAGCGGUCAGGUGGCACCAGGCAGGGGAGGAGAGAUGUCAGCUACAGAUUGAUAGGAAACUGCUCGGUGUUGUGCCUAAGGGAAAACGGGAGGAGCGGAGAAGGGCUGCGCGUAUUGAAAUGCAGGAUAGUGAUAUGAACCAACCCACACCCGAUUUAGUAGAUGGUUGUGGAUCUCCGGAAAGCGAUGACGACUUUCCGAUGGAUGACAGACAUCAUGAUACGGAUCAGGGUAAUUUUGCCCAUAUAUAUGAACCACCUGCGACCCUUUUCACGCUUUCGCCUGAGGAGACGGUGUUCGCUAUGCCAGCUUCAAAGGCAGCAGAUGAUAUUUUGAGUCAGCUGCCGUUAUACGGUCCUCCCGAGCCUUCUGCUGGGCGACAAGAAGAGGUGGAGGAGGAGUGGACGAAAUUACCAGUUGUUGCCAUUUCAAAGUAUGCAAGUGGGAAGCUAGUCAUCCAAGAAGAACAAGGUCCCCCAUCCAAGAAGAGCAGAUACGAAUAUGAGGAAAACCAGGACCCCUACGCAGACGAUUCCGACGAAGAUGAAAAACUAGGUGGCGGUAGGCUAAUCGGGCGCGGCAAGAGGGACAAGUUACGAAAGCCAUCAUUUCUUCCACCCGAGCAGACGAACGUUGCAUUGUUCAAGCCAGAAUACAAACCGAUACUACAAAGGGUGCACAAUACUCAUGUUCCGCGCUUGCCCAGUGACUUUCCGCCACCCCCUUUCUUUGAAAAUCGGCACCCAAGCUUGUGGUUGGCAUCUGAAGAUGAAAUGCUCAAAACUCUUGUCCGAGAAUACCACUAUAACUGGGGGCUUGUUAGCCAGUGUCUCACACUUCCUGGCGACUGGCAUUCUGGCUCAGAAAGGAGAAGUCCUUGGGAAUGUUUUGAACGCUGGAUUGCCCUUGAGCCCAUUCCACCCGAAUUUUCUAAGAGUCCACACUUUAAGCCAAUCCAGCAACGUCUGGAUGUCGCAGCAAGAGUAAACGGACUGUAUGGUAAUGUGCCCGGCUCAGCAGGUGGGAACGGUUCCGGAGGUGUGAAGCCGAGGAGGGGGACAGCACCAAUCAGGGUGGAGAAACGGAGAAAUACACGGAACUUUACACUUAUCGAGUCAAUGCGAAAGUUGGCGAAAAAGCGGGAAACCAGCGUUAACAAGCAGCAAACCAACAAGAGUACGAUGAUAUCCCUCCUCCUGACAAGUUAUUUAGACCAAGUUGUCGCUGCCAUGAAGAGAGCUUCGGAAAGCCAAGCCAGCACUGCGAAUCCCCUGAGGACACCACAGUACUUCAGUGCGAUGAAGUUCGAAAGGGAGCAGAAACACCUGGAGCAGAAGAAUAUAUACAGCCAACAUAUGCAAAUGCAACAAACUCGUACUGGUAUUCCUCCUCAAGCUCGCGUCCCACAUCCAGGCCAACAUCACGCGCUUGCAAAUGGUGUACCAAUUCCUGUCCAACAGCGAGUUGGUGUCGCGACCCCACAAGGACCUAAUGGGGUCCUUCAAGUCUCUCGGGCAGCACCGAUACAAAACGGUACCAAUGGUGUUCCAUUGAGAUCUCUUCCGGCACAAUUGUCUCAGGGGCAGACACAACGUUACACUCCGGAACAGCUUGCCCACCUCCGCCGGAUACAGCAGCAGCAUACUGUUGCAGCGGCCGCGGCAUCACAGGGCUAUCCAACUUCUAAUGCUCUUGGGACCCAAGCCUCACAGCCCAGCGCGCAAAGCAUGCAAACGAUACUUCAGCAAACCCAACAAGCAGCCCUCGGCCAAAAUCAGCAAGUCAACGUGAAUCAACAAGCCCCUCAGCAAAAACGUAUCAUCCCCCCCCCAAUUGACUCUCAAGCAUCAGGUUCCUCUCCCCGCAUGCCACCCACUCCUACUACGGCCACCUCUACCCAACUAAAACCAGCUCAAAUAUUAAUCCAAGAGAUGGCGGCAAUAGCGCAAUACCAAAAUCCUAACCUCCCACAGGAACGUGCGCGCGAGGCUACCCAGCCAACACUCGCAUCUUACCACGCUCAGCUAUCCCAGAAUAUCCAAGCCCAGGCACGGAGUCCCGUGAGGCCGAAUCCGGCGCGAGUGGCGGUGGUCAAUACUGGUCCUAUGAUCGGUGUCAACGGUCCGGUGAAUCCGGCCGUGGACCCUCCCGCUGUCGGUGCUGGAAGCCCCAGAGUGAGUAAUGGCCAAAUCCCCACUCAGCUGCCGCAGCCACAACAGCCGCAAGCCAACCAACCGCAGCCGCAACCGCAAUCUGUCUCACAACAGCAACCUAUUUAGUCUUACCACGUGUUUUGUUAUCCGUUCUAUUCUAUUUAUUCCAUUUUUAUUUUUAUCUUCCGCUUUCUCACCUUUUUUCCGGUCCAAUUCGAUUCGCUUUCGGCUUUUUUGCUUCAGGAUGAUUAUUUCUCUUUUUAAAAAAAACACUUUUAGUCACAUUUAGUCACGGGUGGGGACCUUUAUUUUCCUUUAGGUUUUUUUCUCAUUCUUCUCCUUUUCUCUUGUUGAGUUUCCUUGUGUCUGGGUGGGGUUUGUCCGUUUUCUCCUUUUCCUCUCAUUUCUUGUUCAUGCUCAUUAGGGUUUUUUGCGGGGAGCUCGUGUGGGAAUUGUACAGUUUUUUUUUCUCGUUGGUUUCUCGGUUCGCACCUUAUUGUUGCGAUUGUGAGAUUUGCGGGUCUGCGUUUUCUGUUUGUCCGGCCUAGGAAAAUGGAGAGAUGGAGGAGUGGCGAUGAUGGGGUGACGGCGGCGGGGGUUUUGUGCAUAUAUAUACUUUAUUCCAAGGUAGAUAAAAGACAAUGGAACGGGUAGAUAUUAUCGGCUCA